Molecule: messenger RNA, 2427 nt
Organism: Capronia epimyces CBS 606.96
Lineage: Eukaryota; Fungi; Ascomycota; Eurotiomycetes; Chaetothyriales; Herpotrichiellaceae
Exons: 2
Coding region: 1-2427 (808 amino acids)
Biological process (GO): intracellular protein transport; exocytosis; Golgi to plasma membrane transport
Cellular component (GO): exocyst; membrane
Source: RefSeq, a predicted model, not a curated record
AUGCCUUCAAUAGCCCGCUACAGAAAUGACACAAGCAGCGUGCUCCAGCAGAUCGUCACCUCGUCGUCGGAAGCGGACACCCUGGACCAGCUGAUUCCGUACAUCAAAGACUACAGCUAUGGCAACAAGACGUCGCAUCUUCUGGGCCAGCUGGCCGACCUGGCCGCGGAGCGAGAGGCCGAGAUCGAACGGCAAUGCAAUAGUAACCACCAAGAAUUCGUCAAAUCCGUCAACCAGUUGCUCCGCAUCCGCGAGGGCACCGUGACACUGACCAACGAGAUCCUCGAGCUGAACCAGUCCAUCCAGGCCAGCACCGAGAACCUGGUGGCGCAGAAGAAAGCCCUGGUCGAGUCGCGCGGCGUGAGGCAGAACAUCGACGACGCCAGCCACGCCCUGCAGGACUGUCUGGAGGUGCUCCGGCUGGCCAACCAAGUGCAAGAACUGCGCGACCAAAAGAAGCACUAUGCUGCGCUGCGGGCCCUGGACGAGCUCCAGACCGUGCAUCUGCAAAGUGUGACGCAGUAUAAGUUGAGCGAGCUGAUCCAGAAAUCCGUCCCCGCCACCCAAAAGGCGAUCGCCGAGGCCGUCAUGGCCGACCUCAAUACCUGGCUGUUCCGGGUGCGGGAGAUGUCGCAAUAUCUUGGCGAACUGUCCUUCUAUCACACCGAACUGCGCAAGCAGCGGCUCAAAGAACGGGCUGAGAAGGAUGCAUACUUGGCCAAUUUCAAGCUGAACUCGGCCAUCGAGCUGGUGGGCGACGAGCAUGAAGAGUUCGACCUCCUCAAGAGCGAGGACCUCGAGGUCGACUUCUCGCCUCUAUUCGAGGCCUUACACAUCCACCGAUCAUUAGGUCAGAUGGACAAGUUCAAAGCCGACUACGCCAGCAGCCGCCGGGCGCAACGCGACCUGCUGCUACAAAACUCCAUCUCGCUGGUUGACGACGAGUUGGGCGACCUACACACUCUGCUGGAAGACAUUGCCGGCUUUACCAUCAUGGAGCGCGCGACAAUGAAGAAGAUUCCCGACCUACGGUCUACGAUCGACGUUGAGGAGCUGUGGGAUUCGCUCUGCCAAACCGCCAUCUCCCUCAUGUCCAAGGCGCUCUCGGCCGUCGACAAUGCCGAACACUUGCUGAAGAUCAAGAACCUGAUCUCGGUCUUCAUCCAGACGAUGAAUGGCUUCAACUUUAGCACGGCGGCCGUACAGAACUUUGUGCUCGUGCUGUUCGACAAGUACGCCGAGCUGCUGAAGCAGCGAUUCAGCGAGGACUUUAUCGAGAUCGUCGGGACUGACGACUACAUGCCCAUGCCGAUCCAGAACGCCGAGGAGUUCGAGAAGGUCGUCAAUGUCUCGUGGUACACGCCGGACCGGCCGGUGCACGAAAUGGCCUUCCCGACCGUGUUCCCCUUUUCGCAAAUGUACCCUCUGUGCUGCAUCGACAUCCGCAACUUCGUCAACCAGUUCUAUUUCUUCGCGGCGCAGGACGACAACACGAUCUCGCCGCUGGCCGGCAAGAUCGACGCCGAACUGCUCACGUCGCUCGACGACCUGUUGAGUAGUAAGGUGUGUGCCAGCCUGGUGUCGAAACUGUCGUCGCAAUAUCUCGGCCAGAUCGUGCAGAUCCUGAUCAACCUGUCGCACUUCACCGCGGCCUGUCAUGAGCUGGAGAAGCUGCUGGCCACGGCGCGCUCGUCGACGACGGACCCGGGCCCGCCCAUCUCUCUGCGCGCGACCGCGCAGUUCUUCCUGCACCAGAAGACGGCGGAGAAUCGGAUCUUCGAGCUGGUCAACAGCAAGGUGAGCGACCUGAUCGAGACGGCCGAGUACGACUGGCUGAGCCGCGAGCUGCCGGUGGAGCCGUCCAACUACAUUCUGACGGUGACGCGCUACUUGUCCAACAUCAUCAACUCGGUGCUGCUGUCGCUGCCGUCGUCCCUGAAGGAUCUGAUGCUCUUCAACGCCGUCUCGCACACGGCCAGCUCGAUUCUGGCCCUGCCGCUGUCCCCGAGCGUCGAGCGCAUCACCACCACCACCAUCGCCCAGCUGUCCAUGGACAUCGACCACUUCCGCAGCUACGUCGAGACCUUGCCCAACAACUCCAUCCUGCUGGAGUCGCUGGAUGAGCUGAUCCAGACCGUCGCCCUCAUGGCCACGGACCAGCCCGACGAGUUCUACGACAUUUCGCUCCGCAACAAGAAGUACCGCAACGUCGACCCGCUCAAGGGGCCGCAGCUGCUGGAGAAGGUCGUCCACGUCAAUGUGCAAUCGCCCACCGCUGGCACUGGCAGUGGACACGAUCGCGGCGCAAGUACGAACAGUAGUGGAAGCAUGCAGAGUCCCGGGUUGCUUCAUCACGGGAGCGCGGCUGGCAGGACGCCAAACACGUUUGCCGCGUUGCAGAACCGCUUCAUGCACGGAGGAAGAUGA